GUUUUAAAUUCAAACCGCCGCCGGGAACUGGCUGAGGAAGUCGGCUCCAUUUGGGCGGCUUCUCUGGUGUCUGACGGGAGGUAGUGCGGCUUACGGGAAUUUGACCCCUGGAUCUUGUCAGAAAACGGAAAGAAAGGUCAUAAGAAUGAAGCGCAGCAGUUCAAUUUCUACUGGUGGUGCUGGCCGUCUCUCAAUGCAGGAGUUGAGAUCCUUGGACAUGAAUAAACAAUGCCUUUAUACCCCUCAAACCAAAGAGAAACCAGCCUUUGGAAAGUUGAGUAUAAGUAAACCCCCAUCUGAAAGAAAAGUAUCUAUAUUUGGUAAAAGGACAAGUGGACAUGGAUCCCGAAAUAGUCAGCUUGGUGUAUUUUCUAGUUCUGAAAAAAUCAAGGACCCAAGACCACUUAAUGACAAAGCAUUCAUUCAGCAGUGUAUACGACAACUCUGUGAGUUUCUUACAGAAAAUGGUUAUGCAUAUAAUGUAUCCACGAAGUCUCUUCAAGCUCCAUCUAUUAAGGACUUUCUUAAGAUCUUCAGUUUUCUUUAUGGCUUUCUAUGCCCUUCAUAUGAACUUCCUGACACUAAAUUUGAAGAAGAGGUUCCAAGAAUUUUUAAAGAUCUUGGAUAUCCUUUUGCACUAUCCAAAAGCUCCAUGUAUACUGUGGGAGCCCCUCACACCUGGCCUCAUAUUGUGGCAGCCUUGGUUUGGCUAAUAGACUGCAUCAAGCUAUAUACUGCUAUGAAAGAAAGCUCACCUGUAUUUGAUGAUGGACAGCCUUGGGGAGAAGAAACUGAAGAUGGAAUUGUACAUAAUAAGUUGUUUUUGGACUACACCAUAAAAUGCUAUGAGAGUUUUAUGACUGGUGCUGAUAGCUUUGAAGACAAGAAUGCAGAGUUACAGUCAAAGCUGAAGAAUUUAUAUAAUGUAGAUGCUUCCAAGUUGGAAUCAUUAGCAGCAAAAAACAAAGCAUUGAAUGAGCAGAUUGCAAGACUGGAAGAAGAACGAGAGAAGGAACCGAAUCGUCUAGAGUCCUUGAGGAAACUGAAAACUUCCUUACAAGCAGAUGUUCAAAAAUAUCAGGCAUAUAUGUCCAACUUGGAGUCUCACUCAGCCAUUCUGGACCAGAAGUUAAGUGGUCUUGAUGAAGAAAUUGCUAGAGUUGAACUAGAAUGUGAAACAAUAAAGCAAGAAAAUGCUCGACUACAGAAUAUUGUUGAGAACCAGAAGUACUCAGUUGCCGACAUUGAGAGAAUAAAUCAUGAAAAAAAUGAAUUGCAGCAGACUAUUAAUAAAUUGACCAAAGAGCUAGAAGCUGAACAACAGCAACUGUGGAAUGAGGAGCUAAAAUAUGCCAGGAGCAAAGAGACAAUUGAAACACAGUUAGCAGAGUAUCACAAAUUGGCCAGAAAAUUAAAACUUAUCCCAAAAGGUGCUGAGAAUUCCAGAGGUUAUGACUUUGAAAUUAAAUUUAACCCUGAAGCUGGUGCCCACUGCCUUGUUAAAUACAGGGCACAAGUUUACGUACCUCUAAAGGAACUCCUGAACGGAAAUGAAGAAGAAAUGAAUAAAGCUCUAAAUAAAAAAAUGGGUUUGGAGGAUACAUUAGAACAAUUGAAUACAAUGAAAACAGAAAGCAAAAAAAGUGUGAGGACUCUCAAGGAAGAAGUUCAAAAGCUGGAUGAUCUUUAUCAGCAAAAAGUUAAGGAAGCAGAGGAAGAGGAUGAAAAAUGUGCUAAUGAGCUUGAGUCCUUGGAGAAACACAAGCACCUGCUGGAGAGUGCUGUUAAUGAGGGACUCAGUGAAGCUAUGAACGAGUUAGAUACUGUUCAGCGGGAGUACCAACUAGUUGUGCAGACCACAACUGAAGAAAGACGCAAAGUGGGAAAUAACUUGCAACGUCUUUUAGAGAUAGUUGCUACACAUGUCGGGUCUGUAGAAAAACAUCUGGAGGAGCAAAUUGCUAAAGCUGAUCGGGAAUUUGAAGAAUGUAUGUCUGAAGAUCUCCUGGACAAUAUUAGAGAGAUUACAGAAAAGUAUAAAAAGAAUGCUGCUCUUCUUAAGGCUUCUGAUGAGUGAAGAUACAAUGUUGAAUGUCCUGUCCUUUAAGAAUCUAGUUUACCAGAUGAAAUAGGGAUAACCUGAAAUAACAUGUUAGGGUUUGGUUUUGGUUUUUGGU
Messenger RNA from Perognathus longimembris pacificus (Pacific pocket mouse), 2177 nucleotides. RefSeq names its product NDC80 kinetochore complex component (gene Ndc80). Bases 146 to 2077 code for a protein of 643 amino acids. The record is from RefSeq and is a predicted model, not a curated record. The transcript is spliced from 17 exons. Gene Ontology annotation, cellular component: Ndc80 complex. Lineage: Eukaryota; Metazoa; Chordata; Mammalia; Rodentia; Heteromyidae. Gene Ontology annotation, biological process: attachment of mitotic spindle microtubules to kinetochore.